AUGGUGAAAAGAUUUAUAUUCAUUUUUGUUGCAACGACUUUGCUCGCUUUAAGUAGUGGAGUUGACGUAAAAGGUGAAGUUGAUCAAAAACUGAAGCUUCUAAACAAGCCUGCAGUCAAGAGUAUUACGAGUGAAGAUGGAGAUAUUAUCGACUGUGUUGACAUCUACAAACAACCUGCUUUUGAUCAUCCUGCAUUAAGGAACCACACUAUUCAGAUGAGACCCAGUUUUGCUUUCCCAGAUGAGUCUUCAACUACGAAAAAAGAGUCUUCUGGUUCGCCAGCACCAUCUCAAACUUGGCAAAACAGUGGAAGUUGUCCAGACGGAACGGUUCCCAUUCGCAGAGUUCGAAGGCAAGAGUUGUUGAGCGCUGCUUCCCUUGAGCACUUCGGAAGGGACGGCCCGCCAACUUCCUCGGCCGCAGUGAACACGACAACAAGUGAUCACUUUGUAUACCAUAACGGCUCCAAAAUUGCCAUCUUUCCUGUAGCAGACCAUUCGACUGCAUUUCUUGUUGCAACGGGAUAUACUUUUCUUGGAGCCAAAGGAGACAUCAAUAUUUGGAGUCCAAGAGUUGAAUCAUCCGAUGAAUACACUACUGCUCAAAUUUGGCUCAAAAACGGCCUUGGUGACAUUGAAACUAUAGAAGCAGGCUGGAUGGUCAACCCAAAGAUCUUUGGUGAUGCAAAACCCAGGCUAUUUGGACGUUGGACUUUGGACGCGUACCAAACGACAGGUUGCAUUAACCUUAUUUGCUCAGGGUUUGUACAAACUAGCAAAAAGAUUGUAUUAGGUGGAGCCGUCCAACCUCUUUCACAGAAAUGGGGAGAGCAAUUUCAGAUAAGCAUCAGCAUUUCCCACGAUCCGGUAUCCGGCAAUUGGUGGCUAGCCUUUGGUGAUGAGACAGUAGGGUAUUUUCCGGGAAGUAUCCUGAAUUAUAUGAAACAGAGUGCCACCAAAGUUCAAUGGGGAGGAGAUGUUUACAGCAAAAAGGUGAAGCAAAGUAGCCCCCCACACACAGCAACAGCCAUGGGGAGUGGGGAUUUUGCAAAUAGUCUGUGGGGAGUUGCAUCUUUUAUUAAGAACCUGAGGAUCAUUGAUGGCUACAUCCUCCUCAGGUACCCUCAAUGGGUUUCUAAUUUCAGCGAGGAACCCUAUUGCUAUACUGCCUAUAACUACAAGAAAACUCCUGCUGCUGAGCCCAUUUUCUACUUUGGAGGGCCUGGUCGAAACCCUAAUUGUCCAUGA
Molecule: messenger RNA, 1248 nt
Organism: Corylus avellana
Lineage: Eukaryota; Viridiplantae; Streptophyta; Magnoliopsida; Fagales; Betulaceae
Product: protein neprosin-like
Source: RefSeq, a predicted model, not a curated record